Messenger RNA from Brassica rapa (field mustard), 4921 nucleotides. RefSeq lists its product as uncharacterized. The record is from RefSeq and is a predicted model, not a curated record. NCBI's taxonomy places the organism in Eukaryota, Viridiplantae, Streptophyta, Magnoliopsida, Brassicales, Brassicaceae.
AUUUUUAUUAUAAAAAUUAAAAUCCUAUGCUAUUUUAUAAAUUUUAUAAUUAUAGUCUAUAUUAUACUAAAAUAGAAGUAAUAUAUGAUUUAAAUAUGAAAAUUAUAUUAAAUUGGUAAAUUAACAUAUUUAAAAAAUUACUUUCAUUAAAAUAAAUGAAUAAAUAUAUCAUUCAACUUUUAAAGGAUUAAAUUUGUAAAUUAUGUAAUUUUUUUUACACAAAAAGUAAAAUUAUUCGUAAACUUUUAUAUCUACAAUUAUAUAUUAUCUAUUUAUUUAUUUUGAAAAUCACAGCAAUAUGUUAUCUACAAAUGAUUAUAUAUAAAAUAUAUUUGUAUACAACUAACCUUUAGUUUAAGUGUUAUUUACAAAAUAUGCUAUUUGAAAAUAACUAAUCUUUAGUUUAUAUGUUAGUUAUAAUAGUAUAUAACUAACCUUUAGUUUAAGUGUUAGUUUUAACUAUAAAAUAAAUGUUUGUUUUUAAUUAUAACAAAAUAUAUUGAAAAAUAUAAAAAAUCUUACCAAAAUUUUAAAUUUUAUUUAAUAAAUAAUGCAUUAAUUUAUUUGGAAAAUCAAAAAUCAAAAAAGUUUAGUAACAAAAAAAAUUCAAAAGUCAUAUAAUUUUCCAAGCUCAAAAAUACUUGUGUAACUUUCCAAAUUUCUCUUGACCAAAUAAAAUUUUUUGAAAAUAAAUAUUUCAGUCUCAAAUGAUAUAUUCCUAAUUUUUUAAAAGAUAAUAUCAUAGGCCAAGUAUAUUAUUUUUACAAUAUGCAACACGAAAAUAUCAUUUCUAUAGUAUAACUAAAUAAAAAUUAAAAAUGUAUUGUAUGUAAACUGUAGAAAUAAAAAAACAUUUUGAAAGAGAUUCUAUAUUUGAUUAUUUCAUAUUAUGAAUUUAUUGUACCGAACUCAAAAAUAUAUUAGUAUGUAAUAAUAAUUAAUAACAAAUUUAAAAAUGUAAAACAAUUAAUUAUAUAUUAAUAAUGUCGAACAAGAAAUAUAACCAAUAAAAUUAUAGAAUUUUUUUUAGAUUUACACAAUAUAUAACACUAAAAUAUAAAUUAUAUAUUUAAAUCAUUGGCGAUAAUAUCAAAAUUGUACAUUUAUAAAAUGAAAAGUUUAGUUUCAUUGCCGUCGAUCCCAGGACGAUGGUGUUUUACAGAUGGCUCGUGGAAAGAGGGGGAUGGUUUUUCAGGACAAGGUUGGCUUAGUACUUUGGAAAGUUUUGAUGGAUUGUUGGGGGCGAGGAAUGUUAGGGCUAGUCUAUCGCCUCUUCAUGCAGAGAUUGAAGUGUUGCUCUGGGCAAUGGAAUGUAUGAGGAAUUUACGUCAAUUUCAGGUUACGUUUGCAACGGAUUGUUCUCAAUUGGUAAAAAUGGUUUCCGAACCAGAAGAAUGGCCAGCAUUUGCAAAUUAUUUGGAAGAUAUCAAGACCCUGAAAGAGAGCUUCACCCGAUCAGAGAUUAUCUAUGUACCACGGACGCAAAAUUCAAAGGCGGAUCGUCUAGCGCGCAGUGCUAGAAAGCAACCGUCUUUUGUUGUUCACAUGGAUUCAGAUCACCCGGUUUGGUUUACAGAGUCAGUAUGAGUCUGUAUUAUUGAUGACAAAAAAAAAAGUUUAGUUUCUGUUAAAACAAUAAGAUAGACAAAUGAUUACUAGUGUUUGAUAAAAUAAGUUAUAAAUUAGAAUUUGAAAGAUACUUAAUAAACACAGAAUAAAAUAGAUAGCAUUAAAAAUGGUUACAAAAUCCAAAACAGUUUUAGGAAUUCACACAGCUCUCUUAACAUUUUUACCAAAAAAAAAAAAAUUUCACACAGCUCAUCUACAGAAAGGCGAAAGGUACCGCGUCGAGGGAAAAAAAAAUUGUUUUCGCUUUUAACAUUUUUAGUUUACCUUAUUGUAUUAAAUAAUUUGUUUAUUUAUUACUUAGGGAACCUGAUACCACUUUGAGUGCGUGGUUCUUGUUCAUUUUCUCUCUCUAAGAAAAUCUUUUCUUCUGCCAAGAAACCCAUUUCUGAAAUAAUCAAUCCUCCAAAGGUCUGUGUGUAUUUUAGUGUUAUUUUCUUAGUGUUUUUGAUCUCUUAACAACUCUCUUCUUCUUUUACUUAUGUUUUUGUAUUGUAUCACCAAUUUGCAUUUCGUACUUUCCUUUUGUUAAUAUUUUCCAAAGAUCCAAGCUUAUAUUCUUCGAAACAGGUAUGCAUGUGUAUACACAUAAAUCUCUGUAAGUUUUGGUAUUGUAUGAUCCAGACUAGCUUCUGUUCAUGGCAUUAUAAAAAGGUUCUUGGUUUUGUUUUGUUUCUUCCCAGAUUUAUUGUUAAAUUUCAUGAUUCUGUAGUUUUUCUUCUUCUAAAUAUUUCAACCACUAGUAAAGAUUCAUCCUCUGAAACUGAUUGGUUUGGUUAUUUUCUUUUCAUGUCUUAAUGUUUUUUUUAAUCUUCUAUCAAUAUUUCUGGAAAAUUCUCAAUAAUCUUUGGUCUAUUUAAGAAUACUAGAUGCUUGUUUAAAUUCUUCUUUUUGGUUAUCUACAAAUCUUGAUCUAUCAGUCACUUGUUGUGAUGUAUUGAGUUUCACGUCAUUCCUCUCAUAAAAUAAUACACUCCAAUCAAAUUGGAAACUGGAAAACUUUAAUAAAAAGUCGGUCUUAUAACUGUUCCUAUUUGUGAUUUCCUUCACCAAUCUGACUCUGAUACUUCAAAAUCUCACCAAGUAAUCCCAAUAUUAUUCUAUUUUUUCUCUACUUCACAUGAAAUAACAAUAAUAAUAUUUGUUUUUCUUGAAAGAUCUUCAAGUUUCUGGGUUUUACAGUUUACUCUUAUGGGGUUUUGUUUAAAUUUAAAUUCAAAAAAUAUUUGUAAAAAGCAUUCCUUAUAAACUCUUAUAGGUACAUAUGUCUCUCAUAAAUUUGACAUUACAAAGAUCUGGUGAAUAGUAACAGUGGAAGAAUCAUCAAAUGUUCUUGUCAUCAUCAUCCACUGGUGAAAGCACUCCAAACAAUCCAUCAACUUCUUCUAGUUUCUUACAUCUGACCAACUCUAGUGAUGAGUUAGGUCAAUCACAUUAUUCCAGCUUCUCCAUCAGAGAUUAUGCAAGUAAAUACCGGACCAAGAACAUUGAAAAAAGCUGGCCUUUUUCCUCACAUGGCUUAACUGAUCCAUUGCCACCAAUGCAGCCUCUUAACUUUGUGGUAAGCCUUCCUCCUGAAGCAAUAAGCUGCAAGAGAAAGUUUGAAAAACUUUGCUCCAAUCAAGCGUUAGCAGAGACUAAACAAGGCUUUGAGAAUGGUUCUUUGGCGAGUGGUUCCAAAUCCAAAAUACAAGUAGCUAACGUUAACAAGAACCCUAUAAAAAAGUGUGGGUUCGUAGUUAAAGCUGGAGCUUGUGGGGACGGUGAAUCAAAAGCAGACCAGGGUUGUGUCACCACUUUGAAUGCGCAUAUCGACAAGUGUUUGUCUGUUGACUCUGGACAACAGCCAAUUAGUAAGCCACGGAGGAAAGUGAAAAGGAUGGUUGAUAUAUACGCAACUGCAAAAAGAUGCACAUUAGAAGAUCUUGAUCAAAGAAACGGAACAAAGUGGGAUAUGUCUUCCAGCUACUCAUCAAACAAGGUUGUCUCUGAUAAUAAUAAGCCUCAAGUGUGCAACAAAAGGAAGAAGCGGAGUGUGUUGCAUGCUAACAUUGAUGAAGAUGCUGCUACCAUUGGACCUGUCUACAUUGAUGCUAAGGGUCAAAAACUGCGGAUCAUAUCUGAGUUUAACGAGAAAGCUUCUGAAGAAGAUGUCAGUGAGAAGGAAUCUUCUAAAGAAGGUAAAGGGAAUUACAGAGGCUUUAGGGAAAGACUUUUGGGAAAGAAGUAUCACAAGCAUUGUAAAUGCAAUGCUUCAGAGAUCUUGGAGUGUAGAAGAGGUUAUUCUGAAGAAUGUGUGAUCAAGAAGCAUUUGUGGAGAAACGUUUGUGAUCAGCCAUCCGAGAAUGGGCAUUCAUUGUCAGCAGCAGAUCCUCCUGUGUCAAGAGGUCCAAGUCAUGCGAAUUUCGAUUUAACUGAGACAGUUUCUUCUCUUUUAAACAGUCACAACUCAUGGAGAAGUUGUGGGGAGAGCCAAGUCUCUGGAAAGAUCACCAAAAGGGAGAGAUGUUCAAUGCCUGUGGAUAAGGUGAAGUUGAAGAAAGCUCGGUCCGAGAAUGAAGAGGAAGAUGAAGAUUCAGGGAGAUGGGAGUCUGAAAUGACUCAAGAACGUGUAAUGGCAGAUUAUAAUGAUAAUGAAGAAAGAUAUAAGGUGUUUCUAAGCUCGAAAACUUCUACUACUGGUGGUGAAGAGAUUGGUAAUAAUAACAUAAGAGAUGAUAAUAUGUUAGAUAAAACCAGUACUGAUGCAGAUGCCGAGUUUGAAAGCAUGGUUUACGAGGAAACAGGUUGUGAUGAUACUGAAGAACGAGGAGGAAACACAUUCAUGGAGGUUGAUCCCAUUCCUAUUCCAGGACCUCCAGGGUCAUUUCUACAAAGUCCUUGGGAUAUGGAAACUGAUGCAUCUGAACAUCGUGGAAACUUCUCAGUUAAAUCUUUAUCUGAAUCAACAUUUGGACAAGCAGCACCACACAUGAUCCAACAAGAUUUGGGUCUCUUGAGUAAGUCUUUUCAUGCGGCUCCUUCCAGUUCAACCUCGGUUUUGCGGCUAAUGGGAAAGGAUUUGAUGGUUAUCAACCAAAGAGAAGACACCUCACGUGGAGAUUCAUGUCUAAAAUCAACUUCUCAGUUUCAAGAUCUCGCUAAGACACAACAUGUGUCUCCUCCUGCUCAUCUUCUUCCUCGUUCUUAUGGUGGAAACGGUUUGUACACCAGCACAAGCUUUUACAACAUUCCGUGACAAUUCAAAUCAAGAACUCUAAAUUAUAUAAGAAAUUUAAUCAACUUAGUAAUUUUC